UUGACCUGAUUUAAAUAGUCUUGUUUGCGUCCCCUUUUAGUCUAAUUGAAACAAAAAUGGAGCCGAUGAACCUGGGCAGCCCGGUGAAUAGCCCCAGCUCGAAUCAGAGCCAGUACUUGCCGCCAUUCCUUAUGGGUGAUCCCCAAGCCCUCACACCGCACAAGAACACGCUCUCGCCAAAGCCCGGACGGUACAAUGUUAGCUUCGCCACAUCGCCUGGUGGUAGCAGCCCCCACGAGUUUAACCGAUCCGCGCUAAACAGCCGGACACUCUUCGGGGCAGCGGGCGCCGGCGGCCUCGGUCACAAUGCCUCUGGCGCCGGCAUCAAUGCCAACACUUCGCUCUCAGCGACUCCCAGCCAUACCCACAGUCACCAAGUGGGACCGCCAACACAGGGCCUGUUCGAAUCCCUGCGGGAGCCCGUCUCCACGCCGCAGAGGAACCAUUUAAGCCUGCUGCAGAUGCAGUCGCCCAACCAGAGCCUGGGGCCGAAUCAGAGCUACCAGAGCAGCUACCACACAAACGACUCGUUCGCACCUGGGGCACCCAAUGCCAUCAACGCCUCAAUGCGGGCCCUAUGCUCGCCGCUGGGUGCAACUGCGUCGCCGUUGGCCGGCGGUCAAGGCUCGUAUUCAAAUGCAGCCGCCAACGGCGGCAACAUGCAGAUGGCCGACUUUUGGGUUACAAUCUUUGGCUUCAGACCCGGGGCCGCUUCCAUGGUGCUUCAGCACUUCACGCUCUGCGGCAUCAUCGUAGAGGUGGUACAUCCACCGAAGAACGGCAAUUGGAUACAUGUGCGCUUCUCGUCGCGCAUCGAGAGCGACAAGGCUUUAAACUACAACCACAAGGUGAUAGCCGGCAACGUUAUGGUGGGCGUGACGCGGUGCACUGACCGCUCGGUCUUCGACAAGGAGAACAGCACUAUGAUGGCCAAUCAGGACAUCGUCACUCCGGCGCCAACCUCGCCGGCUAUCCGGCCAUUUGCCCAGCAAUCGUAUAAGCUGGCCCAGAACGACAGCGCCGUUUCGCCCACCAAGGAUAUACCGCAGAAGAGCUCCGGACUGGUGGACAAGGCUUUGGAUCUCAUCUUCGGCCGGUGAGGGAGGAGGCACUUGUGUUCCAGCUACUUAUUUAAUAAUUCUCUGCGUACAUCCUAUCCAGCAUACAUACAUACAUUAAAAAGAGAUACAAUAGCAA
Molecule: messenger RNA, 1197 nt
Organism: Drosophila serrata
Lineage: Eukaryota; Metazoa; Arthropoda; Insecta; Diptera; Drosophilidae
Gene: Nup35
Product: nucleoporin 35
Biological process (GO): NLS-bearing protein import into nucleus; nuclear pore organization
Cellular component (GO): nuclear pore central transport channel; nuclear pore nuclear basket; nuclear membrane
Molecular function (GO): structural constituent of nuclear pore; nucleic acid binding; phospholipid binding
Source: RefSeq, a predicted model, not a curated record